This is a messenger RNA of Rasamsonia emersonii CBS 393.64, 891 nucleotides long. RefSeq lists its product as uncharacterized. The transcript is spliced from 3 exons. The coding region runs from base 1 to 891 and encodes 296 amino acids. The record is from RefSeq and is a predicted model, not a curated record. Gene Ontology annotation, biological process: protein localization to kinetochore; attachment of mitotic spindle microtubules to kinetochore; kinetochore assembly. Lineage: Eukaryota; Fungi; Ascomycota; Eurotiomycetes; Eurotiales; Trichocomaceae. Gene Ontology annotation, cellular component: kinetochore.
AUGGCCCCCUUAUCCCCCGCAAAAGCACUCGCCAAAGUCCAACAACUGCAGAAGGGACAGGAUGGACCGAACUCGCAUCUGGCCAUCAUCCGUAUCAGCGAACCGAUCACCUCGGCGUUGGAUAUCGCCGAGUUGAAGCGGUCGCCUUCGAAGCGCACGUCGGAUGCAUCCGCAGACGCAUUGGACAACCCGACUCCGGCGUCGUUGGAGGCGGAUCUGACGCAUUACAAGGAGCUAUUCUCGAAACUCCGUUUCUCGUACCUCGAACAGGUGACCAAGGAGAAAUUCCUGCGCGCCAUCGUCGGCGAUCCACCCCUCGUCGUGAGCCAUAAUGAGAACGUCGAACUAGAGGCAGAGUUGGCGCAAGUCAAGCAGGAGCUCAAGAAACGAAAGGAGGAGGUGCGGAUCAUGGUGGAAGAGAUGGAAAAGACAGGGCGAGAGCUUGCAAGACGGUACAAGAACGUCCAGCUGCAGACAACCCAGCUGGAGACCCUCCCCGAAAAAAUUGCCAAUCUCGAGAACACAAUUGCGUCGUUGCGCGCGUCCCAGGCUGCCAACGCUACUGUCGCUGAUCCGAACAAUCCCUCGUCCUCACAGAAUCUCCCUCUCCCUGCUACACUCUCGUUGCUCGCGGAACGCGAGGCCGAGUUAGCUGCCUUGGACAGGCAGUUGGCCUCCUUACACAACACCCUCCCUCGGAAGACGAGGGAGGCCGAGGCCAUAGAGCGCGAACUAGGCGUGUUGGAACGAAGAAAGGGUGAAGCUCUUGCGCAAGCACGCGAGGCAAAGAGGAAGAAGCGUGAAGGAGAGAGCGACGGUCUUGAGGAGAUGGGCAGGUGGUACCGGGGGGCUGAGAUGAGCUUGAAGAAGCUCGUCGAUGUGGAAGGCUAA